Trichomonas vaginalis G3 is the source of this 1524-nucleotide messenger RNA. RefSeq lists its product as uncharacterized. The transcript has a single exon. Lineage: Eukaryota; Parabasalia; Trichomonadida; Trichomonadidae. The record is from RefSeq and is a predicted model, not a curated record. The coding region runs from base 1 to 1524 and encodes 507 amino acids.
AUGCAGAACGAACAGCUAAACGAAUUUACUCCAGCAGAGCAUAUUCAUCAGAUUCGCUCAUAUUUCGAUAUCAUAGACAAUGCAGUUCAAAUUGGUGACACUAAUAGAAAAUAUUCUGACGCAAAGAUUCCAUCACAACCUGGAACUGCUAAAGAUAACACAUGGGUAACAUUCAAUCUCUCACCUCCUGGUGAAAAUAUGUUGGACCUUUACAAUACAUUCAUUACGUAUAAAAUGGAAGGUCAAUUUAUUGUAGAUAAAGAAAUUGGUUCAGGUUCCAAUAAAACAAACCCACCAGGAUUUUGGAUUGGUUUCGAUGACGCUUUCUAUGCAGUUGCUGGAUAUCAAAUCCUUGCAAAUGGUCGUAUCGUAUAUUCUCAAGACAACGCAAGAGAAGAAGCAUAUAUAACUUCAAACUCACAAACUACCGAACAAAUAAAGAAAGUAGAUGUUUUCUCAAAGACUCGACAUGAAGAUGUAUGGAGUCAUUCGGGAACAUGCAGAACAGGACAAAUUGUUAGUGGUCCAAUUACAGCAGGAAAAUCAUUUGAUUUUAAGCUUCGUUUAAGAAUUCCUGUUAGAAAUUUUCCAUUAGAAGCUAUUCGAUUUAUUCCAGCUUUUGCAGGAAACAUUCAGCUUAAAGUAAAGUUCAGUAGCGACGCCUUACAAUGCACAUCUAUAUCUGUAAAUGAUAUCAUUGCUUUCAAUCCAACUCUUAAAGUUGCAUUUGCUUCAGAUUCAAAUCCACCGACAAAUAAAUUUGUUCCAUGGAAUGAACCAUUCACUAUGAUAACGAAGGCAGUAGAAGCUAGUGGAACAGUUACUAUUACAACUGUAACCCAGCAACUAUUUCGAACAAAGAUGGAUUUUAAUGAAUGUUUCAUUCAUCCAAAGUCAUUCUCUUUAGACCCUAACAUUUAUACAGAACUUGUAGAACAUUAUACAAACGAGGCUUUAUGUUUUCCUGUUAAAGUUAUGGAUUGGAUUCCUAUGGACGGUUCAUUCUCAAAGAAUACAGAUAGUUCAAGUGCAACAUUUACAGCAGCUUAUACGCCUAUUAAUGUUAAAAGUAUUUGGGCACUAUUUAGAAAGAAAGACAACUAUUAUGUUAAUUUUGAGAACCCUAAGUUUAAAUAUCUUCAGCUUUCCAUGGGAGCUUAUGGAAAUAUGCCUGCAGAACCUGAAAAAUCAUAUGGACCUGUAUUUUAUGAAAUGGUUGCGAACGCUUGCAAUACAAACAAUGAUAUGAUUGGAUUUAAUGAAGAUGUUAUGAGGUCAUUGGUGGAUGAUGGUAGUGUGGAACAUAAAUGGGAUAGCUAUGACAACACACAUUUCUUAUGUGGUUUUCCAACAGAAGUGGACUUUUGCUUCCAGCAAGGUCAAACAUCUACUGCUCCAAUAACAUACAAAUUGUCUGUUAAAGGACCUAUUGAACUAGCAACUGAAAAUGUACCAAAGCCACUUAUUGGAUUUAUGAGGGAUUGUUGCUUUGCCAUUCAGGUGCGUGCUAAUGGCAUCCCAUAA